Molecule: messenger RNA, 1573 nt
Organism: Danio aesculapii
Lineage: Eukaryota; Metazoa; Chordata; Actinopteri; Cypriniformes; Danionidae
Exons: 4
Coding region: 117-1019 (300 amino acids)
Biological process (GO): mitochondrial ADP transmembrane transport; mitochondrial ATP transmembrane transport
Cellular component (GO): mitochondrial inner membrane
Molecular function (GO): ATP:ADP antiporter activity
Source: RefSeq, a predicted model, not a curated record
UGACCAAUAACAAAACAACAGACUUCCCGCUGUAUCUCGCGAUGGAGGCUUCAGAAGAGUCAUUGAGUACAUACAUAUAUACAUAAAAGGUCAUUUCGAUAGUAUUACAUCCCGCAAUGAUGAGCGACUCCGUCGUUUCAUUCGCCAAGGAUUUUUUGGCGGGAGGAGUUGCCGCUGCAGUUUCUGAAACUGCUGUUGCGCCCAUUGAAAGAGUCAAGCUUCUGCUACAGGUCCAGCACGCCAGCAAACAAAUCACAACAGACAAACAAUACAAAGGCAUUGUAGACUGUGUAGUGCGUAUUCCCAGGGAGCAGGGCUUCUUGUCCUUCUGGAGGGGCAACUUGGCCAACGUCAUUCGCUAUUUCCUAACACAGGCCCUCAACUUCGCUUUCAAGGAUAAGUAUAAGAAGAUUUUCCUAGAUGGCGUUGACCAGCGCACACAGUUUUGGAGGUACUUCGCUGGUAACCUUGCGUCUGGUGGUGCAGCUGGAGCCACAUCUCUGUGUUUGGUCUACCCGCUUGACUUUGCCAGAACCCGUUUGGCUGCCGAUGUGGGAAAAACUGGCACCGCGGGGAGAGAAUUCAAGGGCCUCGCAAACUGUUUAGUGAAGAUCUUCAGGUCUGAUGGGGUGAGGGGCUUGUAUCAGGGCUUCAAUGUGUCCGUGCAAGGCAUCAUCAUCUACAGGGCGGCAUACUUCGGCAUUUAUGACACUGCAAAAGGCAUGUUACCUGACCCAGAGAACACUCAUAUUGUGGUCAGCUGGAUGAUCGCUCACACUGUCACUAUUGUCGCUGGCUUCAUAUCAUAUCCGUUUGACACAGUGCGUCGCUCCAUGAUGAUGCAGUCUGGACUUAAAGGAGCUGAUGUAAUGUACAGCGGCAGCAUUGACUGCUGGAGGAAGAUUGCACGUAAUGAGGGUCCAAAGGCCUUUUUUAAGGGCGCCUGGUCCAAUGUGCUCAGAAGUCUGGGUGGAUCCAUCGUCCUGGUUCUCUACGACGAGUUCAAGAAGGUCAUUUAAAAGGAUACUCGCAAGGUUCACUCAAAAAUAAACAUAUACUCACUAUUUACGCAUCCUCAAGUGGUUAUGAGUUUCUUUUUUUCUGUUGAACACAAAUGAAGAUAUUUUGAAGAAAGCUGAAAACCUGUAACCAUCGACUUCCAUAGUAGGAAAAACAAAUCCCAUGGAGGUCAAUGAUUACAGAUUUCCAGCAUUCUUCAAAAUAGCUUCUUUUGCGUUCAACAGAAACGAACAACUACUUAAGGAUAGAGAUGAAGUUUGAAACAAGUGAAAGGAGAGUAAAUAAUGACCCGGUUUUCAUUUUUGGGUGUACUAUCCAUUUAAAACUUUGCCAUUUGAGGAAUAUAAUGUUGUGUUUUUGUGAAUAGACUCUUAGUUUUGACUUUGGUGAAAUCUUUCAUCUUGUAUUUGACUUAUUGCACUUAUUCAGUUAUAGUAUCUGUCCUUCUAUCGAUCCGUUUUUAAUCAUGACUUGAAUGAAGUCAUCCUGUUGAACCUUCACUGUUAAUCUGAUCUCCCUUUAAAACAAGCUGGAAUAAAAUAAUAAGAAUAAU